Molecule: messenger RNA, 5093 nt
Organism: Hemiscyllium ocellatum (epaulette shark)
Lineage: Eukaryota; Metazoa; Chordata; Chondrichthyes; Orectolobiformes; Hemiscylliidae
Gene: tsku
Product: tsukushi small leucine rich proteoglycan homolog (Xenopus laevis)
Exons: 3
Coding region: 561-1640 (359 amino acids)
Cellular component (GO): extracellular matrix
Molecular function (GO): protein binding
Source: RefSeq, a predicted model, not a curated record
CAAGCCUUCCAGCUCAGUGAGCAAACCUACAUCCAGAACCUCAACCUGAGCUACAAAUCUUCUCAAAACUCACUAACACCAGGUUAUUGUCCAACAGGUUUAUUUAAGAUCACAAGCUUUUGGAGCACUACACUUUAGUCAGGUGAAGUUCUGACUUUGUAAAAACAAGGAUUGCAGAUGCUGGAAACCAGAGUCUAGAUUAGAGUGGUGCUGGAAAAGCACAGCAGGUCAGGCAGCAUCCGAGGAGCAGGAAAACCUGAUUUUGUCCACCCCAGUCUAACAGCAGCAUCUCCACAUCAAGAAUUUUUAUGGGUGAGCCCAACCUUAUGCUGCCAGACAGCUUGAGCUUUUCCAGCCAUUCUCUGCCUUUGUUUCAGGUUCAACAUUCCAAUAUCUUUUACACUGCUUGUGCUGACUGUGCCCGAUCUAUCCGAAGAGAGAGAACUGGAAAAUGGAGUGCUGUGUUUGAUUAAACGAAGAAAAAAAAAUUACCAUUAAAUAAUCAAGACUUUGUACUUUUGAUUUUCAUAAGCCCUGUCAUCCUUAGCACUGGGUAAACAAUGGCUUACUCUGCCUGGUUGAUUUUGGUUAUCUUCCUCCUGUCCUGUGAUGAUGGCCAGAUGACGUGCUUCCCAGGAUGUCACUGUGAAGUGGAAAGUUUUGGAAUGUUUAGUAGUUUCAGUCUGACUAAAGUUGACUGCAGUGGGGUUGGGCCCCAGCUUACCGGUGUCCCCAUACCGUUGGAUACCUCUUACCUGGACUUAUCCUCUAACCACUUGAAGACCAUCUCCCCCUUGAUGUUUACUGGACCUGGCUACACAACGUUGGUGAGUCUCGAUCUUAGCUACAACGAGAUUAUCGGCAUGCCUUUCAACACAUUCUCUAAACUGAGAUACCUUGAGACGCUUAACUUAAGUCAUAAUUCCCUGGAGGUGCUCGAAGAGGGAAUAUUUUCAAACUUGCCUCUUGGAGAAAUUGACCUCAGUGCUAACAAACUGCAUGAUAUCAACUUCGACAUUUUCACAUCCAAGGGACAUGGGAAGCCCCUAAGUGUAGACCUUUCAGACAAUCGAAUAACCACUGUUGUCCGAAGUCUGGAUAAAAGUGUUCCCAAUAUUUAUAGCCUAGAUUUGUCAGAAAAUAAAUUGGAGUCUGUGCCAACACGUUACCUUUCUGGUGUUCCACUACGCUAUCUCUAUCUCGGUCAUAACCUCAUCUCUAGUAUUCCUGAGAAUGCUUUCACGGGAUUGCAAGAACUGACCCACUUAUCGCUACGGAAUCUUCCUAGACUGAUGGAACUAUCUCCCAAUAGUUUUAAGGGGCUGCAGAACUUGCAGGUCUUAGACUUGUCAAGUUGUGUGAACUUGAAAUUCGUAAAUGUGGCUGUGUUUGGAGGCCUGAGCUCCUUGCAGGAGCUCUACCUGGAGAAGUCUGGAGUUGCAACACUGUCAAGUAACAUUUUGAACUACCUGCCUUCCAUUAAAAGAAUCUCUGUUGGAACCAGCUUAAUGAGAUGUGGGAAGACGGCAAAAGAAGGCUCCUUCCAUCGACAGUUUGGCUUUGUUCAGAAGGAACAGACGUUGCAUUGCUUAGAUAUUAGUGGGUCCUCAGACACUGAGUAUGUCUUGAAAUUAAAAUGAGCCAAAUCUGAACAGCAGUGAAGGACGGGCCUUUAUUUUUGAUAACUGUGCCCUUCUCUUUGAAUGAAACAAUAAGUGCCUUCAUUUACUAAACAUCCUGAUUCCAAAAAUCUUUUUAAGAGUCCCUGCCUUUAAAAGCUUCACUUUCUUGUACAAAUUUGUAUGUGGAAUUUUACUCCCAUCGGAUGCAAGUUGACUCCCUGCCUUUUUUAGUUUCAGUAAUCAGGGGCAUUCGGAGCAAAAAUAUACAGCAGUCUUCAACAAACACAAAAGCCUGCAUGAAUGUGCCUAGCCUAAUUUGGCUUUCUAAGCAACUGUCUGUCCAAACAUUGAGUGAUGCUGUAGAUGUAAUUUCUAAUUUGCACAAUAUCGUAACUGUGGGUGAGACUUGGAAAUUCCAAGUUGUGAUGGUGGAAUGAUGAUCUCUUUCUUAAAUUCUUGUAUGUGCCACAUUUUCAUCCAUCAGCAGAAUUGUAUUCUUCUGGAAUAGAGUUUGUUUAAUUUUUCAGCCUGUCGCUUAAAUGGAAAAACUGUGCUACUUUGACAUAAGUUGUUCAAGACAAGCUGUUGAUUUCACAUACUCAGCUUUAUUUUUCACCUAAAUCACACCCCCUUUUUCUUUGUUUUAAAUAAAUUUAUAAUUUAGAUGUGUAAUUACCUACCUCCACUUUGCUACAGUAAGAUUAAAUAUGUGGCUCAGUAAUAAAACUGAGGCAUCAGAUCACUUUACAUUGUAUUAUAUAAUCCUCGCUGUUAGUCCAAUGUCUUCCACUUUUGUAUUGUUAAAUCUGAUUAUUGAUGUAUUUCGUUUGAUUUUUCUCUCAACUUAGGAUGUAGGUUUGCUCGCUGAGCUGUAGGUUUGAUAUCCAGACGUUUCAUUACCUGGCUCGGUAACAUCAUCAGUGGCGACCUCCAAGUGAAGCGAAGCUGUUGUCUCCUGCCUUCUAUUUAUAUCUUUCUCCAGGCUGGGGUUCCUGGGGUUUGUGAUAUAGGAGACAUUUUGGCAGUACCUGUUUUCUUAAACAUUCAUGCAGGAAGUACAGUUGUUCGCGGGUGGAACUCUCUCGGAUGGCAUUCCUUUCCCAUCUUCGAGCAAGUUGUAGCGUGUUGCGCCCAUAGGUGUUUGCAAGGUUUGUGAAGGUUUGUAGCUCAGGUUGAGGUUUAGGAUGUAGGUUUGCUCGCUGAGCUGUAGGUUCUCUCAAUCUCUAAUCAGAAAUUGUCAGUGUUUUAAAGUCACCCUCUGGUACCUCACUCCUAGUUUGUCAUUCAUUGAGAAGUGAGUGUGGAUUAAGAGUGAGACCAUUUUUGGGCUUUGUGGCUGAGAGCAGGAAUCACAGCUGCACCUGAUCCCAACCUCAACUGAUUCAGGAGAUGUACUUUCUGGUAUGAUGUGUCAUUCAGCUGUGGGAGGCUUCACAGUGGAGGUUGAUCCUGUCCUCAAUCAGCAUUCCAGUGGUCAGUGACCAGAAGCAGGAACCGUGACUGUUUUCAUCUCCUGUUAACAUUGAUUCAAGUGUAGCAUCUGAACAUGGUGCAAAUUUGACAAGAUAGUUUAACAAGUGAGCUGAAGCAUUUUAUGCUUUAACCAGCUGAGCCAAUAGGGAUAACAUUAUGGUUUAUUUUUUUCCUCUCUUCUUCCCUCCUCCUCUUCUUCCCCCAAACCCCCGUGCACAUGCCCCACAACCACCAUCACUCUACACCACCUGCUGAUAGCUGGCUACCCAGAAUAUCUGGACUGUGCACUCAGUCCAUUAGUGCUGCGCAGCUGUAGCUCUUGGCUCCUGUACAGGGCUCCUCUUAACCAAGGCCAGCCGUUUUGUAAUGAUGAGCUGAGCAGGGUCUUUUUGAUUUGCCCAAGCCAAGCUGCAACAAUCUUGCCUCAAGAAAAGUAAAGAUAAACAGUGGUGAGUUAGUGGAAGCAGCUCAUUUCAACAUCCCAGCUGGUGAGGUAUCCAAUUCCAACAUUAUCCCAGGAAAUAUGAAAUCAGAUUUUAAAAAAAGACACCUGUGUCAUUUAGAAUUUUGACAAUACAGCCUUUUGGCCCAUUACUCUUUUUUUUGACAUUUUCAAUUGCUGACACUUGGUGAAACAGUUAAAGUUUUAAUUCUUCAGCAAAUUGUAGUUUGUUUCUAUAUAGAGUAUGUUAGAUGGUGUAACAUCAGCAUAGGGCCUUGAGUAUUUGAAGUGGUGACUUAAGUGUUCAAGUUCCACCCCAGAGAACUCGGUUUUGGGCUGACACUUCAAUGUUGCUUUAUUGAAGGCACCGUCUUUCUGAUGAGACUUCAAAGCAAGACCCACACGUCUUCAUUCCGAAAGAAAGUGUAAGAGAACCCAUGAUAUUAUUUGGAAAAGGGAGGGUGCAGGACAAGCACACUCGCUUAAAUGCAGUGGGCUUUGAUGAAAUCUCUAUUUUUUUGUUUUUUAAAAAAGAUUUUUCGUAAUCUUAGAUCCGGUGGGUUUGACAUUCGGGGUUUCUGUUCUAUGACUGAUGUUCUCAUCCAUGCUAGACUUGAUGAAAAUCUUAUAUUUAUAUACAUGGUUCUGUAGCACCGAUCUGCUGCUUAAGGCAUCGGUAUCUUGCUAUUCUUGGUGGAACAAGGUGUACAGAGUCAAGAGUAUAAGUAAUUACACUUGGUGUCCAGCUGUUGUCUCUGACCCUAUUUUGAGUUAACAUUGAGUGCAUAAAAAGAUAUGAAAACAGAACUUCAAAACAGUACAGCUUUCCUCUCCCUUCCCCACUUUAGUGUUUUUGUUUCACUGUGCUUUAUGAAAUUAUUGAGAAACAAUUUAGUAGUUCCUUAUCUUACAAUGCAAUUGAACUUUUGGACAUAUGGGUGCUGAUUACAUUCUGCACAUUUAAAAUAAAAUGGUUGGGUCUUGUUCAUUAAAUUAUAGGAGCCAUCUGUCUGCUGAACAUAGUGUCUCUGUCUAGCUUUCUGCUGAUCUCCUAGGAAGUUCCAUUUGAAGCAUGGCUUAUAGAAGAGAGCGCUUUUCGUGCGUGAAAGUGUACUGUCAAGGAUGGCAGAUGAAUAGUAGGUACUUGGCUGCCUGCCAGGUGAGGUCUGGGCACAAGGAAUCCAUGCCUUCAAGAGUGAAGUUGAAAUAAAAGGAGGGGUGAGAUGGCUCUUGCCUUUGAGAGUACUGGUAGAGUUGCUCUUUUUAUAAUUGUUAAUGACACUUGCUUUCAUGGAUAUAUGUAAUGAUAUAUGAACACUAAUGUUGCCUUUGCAUUCCUGUGGUGUAUAGUUGGAUAAUGUGACAAUCAAAUCAAUGCUGAGAUGACAAUAAAGGCUUCAUGCACUUGCAAACUGCCACAUGACACUACUAUCUGAGAAUUGCUGUCUUUCUCAGCAUAAUUUUCAUUUGUCUCGUGGCCAUUUUUACGGUUUCUCUUGGUUGUAAUUUGAAUUCUGAUAUUAAAUAUUGGUGAAAUAAAUUGCAGUUCUAUAAAA